Messenger RNA from Symbiodinium pilosum, 2226 nucleotides. The record is from the annotation of a GenBank genome assembly. NCBI's taxonomy places the organism in Eukaryota, Dinophyceae, Suessiales, Symbiodiniaceae.
AUGCUGCACUCUGUGCUUUCUGUAAGCCGCCGGCGUGGUUGGCUAAGUUUUACUCGUGAGCCUCCACAGACUCUGGAGGAACUUUUGGCCAUGCAGACACCCAUGUCCACUUGCAAUGCAGCCAAUGCCGGCGAGUCAAAACGGGCGCGUCAUCCCUUUGAGUUGAAUCUGCCGUCAACAUGGCUUGACAAGUUGGAACCCGAGGAAGAGCAGGAGGCAGGCCAAGCGGACGCUGCAAUUUACGCCACGGUCUUCAAGCACUGGUCUCCUGGAAAGACUCCGGGCCCAUCGAUGAUAGAAGGAUUCUUCCUGGAGAACAGGCCACACUUCGAAGAAGCGGAGCGAGCGGCAAGCGCUACCCCAGCAUUUACCUUGGUGGGGAGGCGUGCUGUAACUAACAAAGGGCAAGAGGAGAACGGGGAGCUCGACUCCUAUGUGUACAUGGUCUGGACUUGUGUGGAGCAAGCAUGUGGCAACGUUGGCUCCAACUGCUCCACAUCAUUCUUUGAGAACGCAUCGUGGAUCGCAACAGUUCAGCUAGGCACUACAUCUUUUGAAGCGGUACUGUUUGUCCGAAUAUGCCAAGAGCUGAGCCCGAAGUGGAUGAUGCUAAUCGACAGGUUGUCGGCUUUGCAAGAUAGUCGUCUUGUCAGGCUCUCUCGCACAGUGGCACAGUGCUUGCUUGAGCCGGUAGGUCAGCUGCCCUUUGUGCUGAGACGCACUUGCUACGCACCGCGCAUGGUUUGCCGACCAUCCUCGACCAACUUCGCCACGCAUUUCGCAGUGAACAUCUGUUCAGGCUAUCAUGCAGUGUCCGGCCAGGAUAGUUGUUGCUUGGAUGGCCAAAGGCUAUGUGUUGUCGCAUGUUGCAUGAUGAGCUUUCUCUGCAUUGGGACUGCUGCCAUGCUUCAUUUGGCUCCUCACCAUGUGGCAGCCGGUGCCGACUAUAUAGGUGUAGAUCAACAUGUGGUCCACGGCAUGCAGAAGCACGUCAGCACGGCUGCAGACUGGGCGCGGAGUGUCAGUCAAACUGCUCACCAAGUCGGCUCGGACUGGGUGCGAAACUCUGGACUGGACACGCACCUGCGACAAGCAGGGCAAUGGGGGUCCACUGUGGGUCAGCAUGCGCACAGAGUCGGAGCCGACAUAGUAGCGGGUGCUGGCCUUGAUGAGCACAUGCAGCGUGCUGGCGAUUGGGCGCAGCAAGUCCAUCAGCAACUGACGGGGCAGGAUCAGAUCUUGUCACCCUAUGACUGCUCAACAGCGGGGGACAUCCCAUCAUGGUCACAUGCACACAAGGAGUGGUGCUGCGAGCAUCAAAAUAUCGCGUGCGCCGAAGCUUCGUCAACAGCAUCCACCAGCCAUCCUCCCCAGCACUAUAUGUGGAUUUCCGUCCCUCUUCACAAGGGCAAGUAUGACUGCGCGGCUGGCAUCAAGAAUUGGCUAAAAGGCUGGUCGCAUCGCAAGCAGUCAUGGUGCUGCCAGAACAAGGGCAUCGGAUGCCUGCAUGAAGUUAGCCAUCCUUUUGAUUGCUCGAUUGGCUCUGCGACGCACUGGCCUGCUCAAAAGACGGUAUGGUGCUGUCUCCAUCAGAACCGCGGCUGUCCAAGCCAGGUGACAUUUGCUCAGGCUCAUGCAUUCGAUUGCAGCGCUGGCUUCUCCAACUGGCAAGUUGGAUGGUCUGUUGCUAAGCAGGAAUGGUGUUGUAUGCACCACGGUCGAGGUUGUCGGCAGACAUCGGAGGCAACGAGCUAUGAUUGUUCUGACGACCUGUACCACUGGCAUGACCGAUGGUCAUCUCACAAGAAGGCCUGGUGCUGCAAGACCUACAGUUUGGGAUGUUCCGCUAAACACGUGAACAGAUACGAUUGUGAUGCUGGGUAUGCAAACUGGCGAGCUGGCUGGUCGGAUGGCAAGAAGGCGUGGUGCUGUGCCCGCACCUCUCGUGGCUGCUUGUACGACUGCGAGGCUGUAGACCAAUCCUGGUCGUUUGCCAGGCGAUCUUGGUGUUGCUGGCAUUUACGCCAAGGCUGCACCUCCGAAGAUGCAUACGAUGCGACCUCCGUGGAGUCUUCUGCAGAGGAUUCCCACGCUGUGAGCUACAUAGACAACAAUGAUUUCGACUGCGAUGCAGGCUAUGCCAACUGGCAUGCUGGAUGGUCGCAAGAUAAGAAAAACUGGUGUUGUCAACACCUUUCCUUGGGCUGCGAGAGCCCGUUCGGGUGA